UCGUGGAUAGCUUAAAGUUUAAACCCUUCGCACGCCUCCUCGGUCCGUCUGUUUGUUAGUGUAACGUUCACCUCCGCACUUGAAGUUGUUCAUCCCUCUUCUACGUUGCCUUUGCAUUGCGUUGUUUUUCAAGAAGAGCUGACGUAGGACGUCAUGGGGUUCCUGGCCCUCCCCCAGUUUCGGUACCAUGGACCGUGGGUGCAGAUGCUGAUUGCUGGUCUCGGUGUUGGCUCUUCAGCGGGAAUCUACGUUGCGCUCAACCUCCUUGGGGCUGGUGGUGGGAAGCCGGACUCAGCGCAAGUAGUUCAGGUUGUAAACGCGACAUUAUGUGCAGUGUGGUUCUUCUCAUCCUCUUUUGGCGGCUCAAUCCUGAACAAGCUCGGACCGGGUCUGACAAUGUGCAUUGGCGUCCAGACCUACGCUGUGUACGUUGGAUCGCUCUGGUAUUACGAUGAGACGGGCAAGACGGGCUACCCUUAUGCCGCUGGUCCUAUCAUCGGUAUUGGUGCAGGUAUGGUCUUCAUCACUGCGGGCUAUGUUGCAACAGGAUAUCCGGAAGAAAGAGAGAAGGGGUCUUAUGCGACUAUCUUGAUGAACAUGCAAGCGCUCGGAUCGGCCAUUAGUGGCAUCAUUCCGGUCAUCAUCAACAGAAAUUCGGACACUGUUGCUGGCGUACCACGAUCAGUGUAUAUCGCCUUCAUCACGAUUAUGGUCAUCGGCGGUCUGCUAUGUCUGGCUUUGCUUCGGCCACACAAGCUUACGAGGGAUGAUGGCUCCGUCGUUGCUGUUGAUCGCCCAAGAGGAGCUUGGGAGGAGUUGAGAUCCAACUUGCGGGUCUUCACAGACCCUGUCCUUCUCAUGAUGCUACCCGCGUUCUUGCCAGCUGAGGGAUUCUUGGUGUACAGUGGAUCGGUCAAUGGUAGGUCUCCGAGCACUCGUCAAUAUAACGCUCACACGUUCAUAGCAUUCAAUAACAAUCUCCGCACCCGUUCACUGCUUUCGUUCAUUGCUGUCGUUAUGCAAAUACCAGCAGGAUGGGUCUUGCAAUACGUGCUCGACUACCCCGGGUGGGGCCGUCGCAAGCGCGGACUCAUCGGCCUGACUGGCGUGUGUAUCCCUCUAGUCAUUGCAUGGGUUUGGGAAAUGAUUCGCACCCGUAACUAUGAUCGCAACAAUCCGCCCACCAAUCCUACAGACUGGGACGAGCUCAAAUUUGGUUGGGUGUUUUUCCUUUUUAUGCUAAACUGGGUCUUCUCACAGUUGUGGCACAACAUAGUCUACUAUUGGAUUGGCGCUCUCACAAAUUCACCCCAGAAGCUCACGCAUUACGUCGGCGUUUUUCGAGGCGUUCUCGGCGCAGGAGAAGCGAUCUGCUUUGGUCUCGACAGCAUCAAAAUCCCGUUCAUCGCUGAAGCAGGUGGCAUCUUGCUAUUCUACUUGAUGGGUAUCGCGAGUUUCUACUACCUGGGAUUCUAUCACAUGACAGACACCAAUUACAAUCGUGCCGAGGAGGGUGCGGUAGUGCCCAACCAUAUUUUGGAGCAAGAAGGCAUCACUUCAGGUCACGAAGUGGUUAUUCGAGAUCGAGAAGCGAAAGAGGGGUAUGUUGCGGAGACUGAAAAGGACGGAUCCAAUGGCGGAGAAAAGGUCUGAGUCUUUGUCAGACACAUGUUUCUCUUCCAGGAGAUUUUUUACUGCGGACAAGUUAUAAUAGGUCGCGUUGUGCACUCUAAUGAUAAUACGAAGGUAUCGCUUAUAGCGCUCACAGCUGCCAGACUCUUGAUCCAAUCAGUGAAUGCGUGCUUUUCCUGCCCUUUUGCUUUUUCACCGUUCAGGCUCGAUCGUCCACCACCCGCGCUAUGGGACCCCAUGCGCAUAGCAGUGUGGUAUCAUGCAGAUCAGGCAGGC
Molecule: messenger RNA, 1908 nt
Organism: Alternaria rosae
Lineage: Eukaryota; Fungi; Ascomycota; Dothideomycetes; Pleosporales; Pleosporaceae
Exons: 3
Coding region: 154-1653 (499 amino acids)
Source: RefSeq, a predicted model, not a curated record